CAAACAUCAAAUUCGAAAGAUGUCGGCGACCAAGGAGAAAGAUGGUCGACCAGGGAAACCGUCAGGAAAGGAAUCUCAACCUUUGAUUAUAGCCAAAACUCCCGCAGAGGAGCAGCGCCUUAAAUUGGAGAGAUUGAUGAGAAACCCUGUAAGUGUCUGGGGAGGUUCUUGUCUUUGAGGAUAUCUUCAAAUGGGCACAUGUUUAUCUCCACAGCUAGAAAGGCUAGCUAACGUUAGCGCCAACCGCAGUGAAUCUGUGCUUACGCAGCUAAUAGUUAGCUAGCUACAGUAGUUAGCUAGAACAUUGCCUGGUUGACAGUCAGAGAUUAAUGCCAUUCAUUUGUUUGGAAAACUUCCUCACAAGCUCUACAAGCCAGAAUGUUGAAUACACUUUUAUUUCAAGGUACUCUACCAGUUGUGUGUGCGGUUAGUCCUUUUGUGGGUAGGAAUUUGAGAAAAAAUAUCCACAGGAAAGUGCAUUAUUAUUAAACCGACUUUUCCAAACGCUGAUACUAGAAGGACGACGGUGUUGCAAUUGUGGUGGGGUUCAUGAUUCUGAAUUCCUGGAGUGCCCUUUAAGAGUGAAGGAAAUUGAGGUGGCAAAAGUUAGAGCGGUCAAUCGAAUCUCCUAUGCGGAGGUUAACAAUUUAGAAAACAAGUUAUGCUAGUGGAUAUACCAAAGCCUGUAGUAAAUGUUUGUUGCCAGACAAAAGAUACCCUGUGUGUUAAAGGUGGAUUUUGUUGCAUUCAUUUCUACAGUUAUAAAUUGUACAGCACAAGUCUCAAAGAAGUCGAGGAAUCUGGACAUUAUUGUGGCUGUUGCAGAAACGUUAUUGGGACUCAAGGAUUUUACAUCUGAAAGUUUGCAAGGGGUACUGGCUGGAAGACCUGCCCUCCCAGGUUCCCCCUGAGCCUGUGUAGGGAUUUAUUUAUUUUUUAACAAAAGUUGUUUGAUUUUAUGUUUGAUUUUAUUUAUUUAUUUUUGGGUAGUUACGUUUUUGGGGGGAAUCCUGUUUCCAUCCCGCAUAGAAGGUGGCGGGAUGCACAUUCAAUUGUGUGAUCGCCAAUAAACCAUAGAAGAAGAAGCGCUUUGAAAAGUUGGUUUAAUUAUACUUUUCUGUGGACAUUUUAUCACCACUUCCUACCAUCAAAAGGACCAACAGAAUGGACAACCAGUAAAGUAAGUUUAAAUAUAAUUUUAUUCAACAUUCUGGCUUGUAGAGACUUUUAGGGCAACUUCAUUCAGACUGAAUAUCCAUGGGGUAACCAUGGUAACAGUCUGAUGUAUUAGGCAAGCUAGAACAGUGAAUGACUAUACUAGCUAGCUAAUUAUCGUAAAAAUGAAUACUCUCAUGUAUGUUUGUAGGAUAAACCUGCCCCUAUCCCAGACCGACCAAAAGAAUGGAACCCUCGGGCUCCUCCAGAGUUUGUGCGGGAUGUGAUGGGUAAGCCUGCAAUCUGCUAACUUUAGCUAACUACCUGUGGCGGAUGAAUUUGUGAAUUCUUAGGUAAGGGCACGUGCAAGUGCUUUUUUUGCAGCCAAAGAGUUGAGCGAGCUUUGCAAGAAUUAUGGUUAUUUAUCUUGCAAGACUCGUUAUCUACGCGCAUCCACACUAUCACAUUAUUAGGUAGGCAAUGGCUUGUUGGCACAAUUCUGGCACUGGAAAUCUUACCCCCCUACUACUGAGUUGAUUUUAAUAAAAGCACUUUAAGCCCGCUGAUGAGAUGUGUAAUGAAUCUCCCCCUCCUCCAGGCUCCAGUGCAGGGGCUGGCAGUGGAGAGUUCCAUGUGUACAGACACCUUCGCAGGCGAGAGUAUCAGAGACAGGACUUCCUGGACAAGAUGACUGAGAAGGUGGGCAGCUGACCUUAUCGUUUCUCAUGGGAACCAAUUUAUUUUAAGCGGUGGGGUUAAGCAAUAAACUCUUUCCUUUUUCUUGCAGCAAAAGAUGGAUUUGGACUAUCUUGACAAGGUGUCAGAUAACCAACAGGCAGCUGAUGAAAGAACAGCCAAACGCAGGAAGAAAAGGUUGGUGCAUUAAUCAAGGACCCACUAAAAAUAAAAUGUAUAGAGCCUAUUGCCUUUAUUCUUUGAGUCUCUGCUGUAAACGUUAUACUUGCUGAUGGUUUGUUACGUUACACGUAUUUGUAUUUCAGGGAAAAGCUGAAGCAGAAGAAGCUUAUGGCAAAGAAAGCCAAGCAGGAAGCCAACAAAGGUGAAGGUAAAUGAAACAAAUAAUAUUUAAGUGAUGGAUUUCAUUGAAACAAGUCCCCUUCAGACUUUUGAAGUGUGAAGAAAGAGCAAGUCCACUACUUGUGUUGCUAUGGCCAGUGCAAGAGCCAAAUUGUACUCACAUAUUAUGCUACAGCAGGUUUUUCUGGAUCAAAAAGGGGCUUAGGUGGUGGGCGUGGCAAUGGGCGCGGUCGGCCUGUCGGUGUUGCUGAAUUUUAGAGGCCCCCAUCUUGACAGUGUAGAGACAUAUUUGCCAAUUUCCUGCAAUUCUACAAAUGUAUCCAUGGAGCUGAGAGAAAAUGUUUGUUUUAAAGCUAAUUUCCUGCGAUUCUACAUAUUCUGCCAUGGAGCUGAGAGAAGAUUUGGCAGUUUUAAAGCAAAUUUCCUUAAAUUCUAUGCUUUAUUUUGCUCAAACAUAAUAACAAAAUCAAUACUGCUAAAUUCAUUGUUUUUGGAACUUUAAAUUCUCCCAUCUAGCUUUUAUUUUGGUGAUUGUUGUGAAAGAUUAUAAAAAAAUUAAUAGGUCCAUUAUCUUUUCUAAGUACUUUACAGUGCAUUCGGAAAGUAUUCAGACACCCUUGACGUUUUCCACGUGUUACGUUACAGCAUUCUAAAAUUGAUUAAAACCGUUUCCCCCCCCCCUCAAUCUACACACCAUACUCCAUAAUGACAAAGCAAAAACAGGUUUUUGUAAAUUUUGCAAAUUUAUAAAAAAAUAUGAAACUUAAAUAUCACAGUUACAUAAGUAUUCAGACCCUUUACUCAGUACUUUGUUGAAGCACCUUUGGUAGCGAUUACAGCCUCAAGUCUUCUUGGGUAUGACGCUACAAGCUUGGCACACCUGUAUUUGGGGAGUUUCUCCCCUUCUUCUCUGCAGAUCCUCUCAAGCUCUGUCAGGUUGGAUGGGGAGCGUCGCUGCACAGCUAUUUUCAGGUCUCUCCAGAGAUGUUCGAUCAGGUUCAAGUCCCGGCUCUGGCUGGGCCACUCAAGGACAUUCAGAGACUUGUCCCGUAGCCACUCCUGCGCUGUCUUGGCUGUAUGCUUAGGGUUGUUGUCCUGUUGGCAGGUGAACCUGUUGGAAGGUGGUCCUGAGCAGGUUUUCAUCAAGGAUCUCUCUGUACUUUGCUCUGUUCAUCUUUCCCUCGAUCCUGACAAGUCUCCCAGUCCCUGCUGCUGAAAAACAUCCCCACAGCAUGAUGCUGCCACCACCAUGCUUCACCAUAGGGAUGGUGCCAGGUUUCCUCCAGACGUGACACUUGACAUUCAGGCCAAAGAGUUCAAUCUUGGUUUCAUCAGACCAGACAAUCUUGUUUCUCAUGGUCUGAGUCCUGUAGUGGCCUUUUGGCAAACUCCAAGCAGGCUGUCAUGUGUCUUUUACUGAGGAGUGGCUUCCGUCUGGACACUCUACCAUCAAGGCCUGAUUGGUGGAGUGCUGCAGAGAUGGUUGUCCUUCUGGAAGGUUCUCCCAUCUCCACAGAGGAACUCUGGAGCUCUGUCAGAGUGACCAUCGGGUUCUUGGUCACCUCCCUGGCCAAGGCCCUUCUCCCCCGAUUGCUCAGUUUGGCCGGGCGGCCAGCUAUAGGAAGAGUCUUGGUGGUUCCACACUUUUUCCAUUUAAGAAUGAUGGAAGCCACUGUGUUCUUGAGGACCUUCAAUGCUGUAGACAUUUUUUGGUACCCUUCCCCAGAUCUGUGCCUUGAUACAAUCCUGUCUCUGAGCUCAACGGACAAUUCCUUUGACCUCAUGGCUUGGUUUCUGCUCAGACAUGCACUGUCAACUGUGGGACCUUAUAUAGACACGUGUGUGCCUUUCCAAAUCAUGUCCAAUUAACUGAAUUUACCACAGGUGGACUCCAAUCAAGUUGUAGAAACAUCAAGGAUGAUCAAUUUAAACAGGAUGCAAUUUCGAGUCUCAUAGCAAAGGGUCUGAAUACUUAUGUAAAUAAGGUAUGUUUUAUUUGUAAUACAUUUGCAAAAAUAUCACAUUUGUUUUGAUAUUAUGGGGUAUUGUGUGUAGAUGAGGACAUUUUUAUUUUAUUUAAUACAUUUUAGAAUAAGGCUGUAACGUAACAAUGUGGAAAAAGGGAAGGUGUCUGAAUACUUUCCGAAUGCACUGUAUCUGAUUUUAGUCGUUUUAAGUUUACACUGAAAGUGUUUUUCCAUCCCAAAAUAUAUAUAUUUUUAACACUGUUUUGACAUUUAGGCAGCCUGCCUAAGGAUUUCAAUGGUAGAAAGAUCCCUGUACAGGGCUAGGUUUCCUGAUAGAGAUGGAACUUAAGCCUACGAGUGUUUAAACAAGGCAUUGUUUUCCUAAUGGCUGAAGAUGUAACAAGCGUUUCUCAAAACACCACGUAGAGAGAAUGUUCGAUAAGUGCGUUGAUAUGUCUUUGACUUUGGAUCAGCUUUUUCUAUUCAUAUUCUUACCUUAACAUUAGAAUGAAUGCACAAUACUGACAAAGGAUUACAAUAGCCUACAACUGGCAAAAUAAUGCAAUGAAAGUGAUUUCAAUAUGAUUGAAAUUAGGGUUGGGCAGUAUCCAGAUUUCCAUACCUUCAUCCUGUUCCUGUACCAUACCGGGGUAUACGGUAUUACUGGCAGGGCACACAAGGGACACUAUUUCUUUCCAAAUGUAAAACUAACAAAGUACUAGUGAAUGCGGAUGCUAGUAGCUAAAUGCUAAUAAGCACAAGUGAACAUAAACUAAAUGCAAGGACAGACAACCCAGCUCAUAAAGUUAUAGAACUAUUUUAAAAGGUUGAUCCAGGAGGGGAUUGAUUGUUUCUGCUGUAACCAAGAAGCUUAAUCUUUCAAGCUAGCCACCUAUAGCUAGCAAGUUAGCAAAAUUGGAGUAGGAGAAAGUGUAUUUGGCACAUCUUAGAUAGUUAAGAUUUAGCUGGCAAACAUUAGUAGUGUAACUUGAUCACCUCGCUUGUGCUGCUCAACAGUGGAUUGUCAUGUUUGCUCCAUGGGGCCUUGGUAAAAAACAUACCAUGGGACUGGCUCAAUGGAUUUUUUUUCUUCAUAUUUUGAGGUGGGGGGGUGUUGAAAAUCAUACCGUCGGUACUUUAAAAUACCUUGGUAUAUACCGAAUACCUCCUAAGCCUAAUUGAAAUAUGUAGCCUAAAAUCGCUGUUUUGUAAUACAGUCAUAUCGAUUUUAAUUAGAUACAUUAUUUUUCCUUGAUUUGCUUGUUUGUAAUAUUGCAAACCUCAUAUUUGUAUCAAACUAUGAAGUUAUCGGUGGUCACAGAGAGACAGAUAAACAUUUUGAUUCUGUGUUUUCUGAGAUCUUCUGGGUGUAAAGCAUAGAGAUAAAGAGGACUCAUCUUUGUAUCUGUGCCAUUAUGGAGUCUGUGACAGCAUGGGCAGCGCCAUUGAGGGCCAUCUCCAUUUUAAAGUUGUUAAUUACACUAUAUAUACAAAAGUAUGUGGAUACGCCUUCAAAUUAGUGGAUUUGGCUAUUUCAAAUGUCUGCGCUGCUAGAGCUGCCCCGGUAUAACAGCAACUGUAAUUGCUGUUAUUGUGAAGUGGAACCGUCUAGGCGCAGCAAUGGCUCAGCUGCGAAGUGGUAGGCCACACAUGCUCACAGAACGGGACCGGCGAGUGCUGAAGCGCGUAGCGCGUAAAAAUCGUCUGUUCUCGGUUGCAACACUCACUACCGAGUUCCAAACUGCCUCUGGAAGCAACGUCAGCACAAGAACUGUUCGUCGGGAGCUUCAUGAUAUGGGUUUCCAUGGCCGAGCAGCCGCACACAAGCCUAAGAUCACCAUGUGCAAUGCCAAGCGUCGGCUGGAGUGGUGUAAAGCUCGCCGCCAAUGGACUCUGGAGCAGUGGAAACGCGUUCUCUGGAGUGAUGAAUCACGCUUCACCAUCUGGCAGUCCGACAGAGGAAUCUGGGUUUGGCGGAUGCCAGGAGACCACUACCUGCCCGAAUGCAUAGUGCCAACUGUAAAGUUUGUUGGAGGAGGAAUAAUGGCCUGGGGCUGUUUUUCAUGGUUCGGGCUAGGCCCCUUAGUGAAGGGAAAUCUUAACGCUACAGCAUAUAAUGACAUUCUAGACGAUUCUGUGCUUCCAAAUUUGUGGCAACAGUUUGGGGAAGGCCCUUUCCUGUUUCAGCAUGACAAUGCCCCCGUGCACAAAGCGAGGUCCAUACAGAAAUGGUUUGUCGAGAUCGGUGUGGAAGAACUGGCCUGCACAGAGCCCUGACUUCAACCCCAUCGAACACCAUUGGGAUGAAUUGGAACGCUGAGUGCAAGCCAGGCCUAAUCGCCAAACAUCAGUGCGUAAGUUGUAAAGCUGAUAUUGGUGAUUUACCGCCGCCAGCUGGAGUCCUGAACCAAAUCUUGUCAUUUAUUGUGGCCACGAGAUGGUGGUGAUAUAGCUUAAAGCCAUUUACAAUUCAUAGGCCACCUAAUUUAGAAGACAAUGCCAAAGACAGUACAAGAAAUUUCAGCCCACAGAGAAGCACAAGAUUAAACUAUACUCAACUUUCUAGAGCAGUGGUCACCAACCGGUCGAUCGCCAAACAUUUCUGUAAAAAACCCAAUGAUAAAGCCUUGUUCCUAUUUUUAUAAUUUUUUUGUCUCUGGUAGUUGGCGGUAGGUGCACCCGAUUCAGCUGCCCUGUGCGCCGGGUAGGUGAACUGUUGCCAUUUUGAACCAGUUCAUGUGUCUGAAGGUACAAACAUUUACAUUUACAUUUUUGUCAUUUAGCAGAAGCUCUUAUCCAGAGCGACUUACAGUUAGUGAGUGCAUACAUGAAUUGAAUAUAUAUAUAUAUAUAUAUUUUUUAUACUGGCCCCCCGUGGGAAUCGAACCCACAACCCUGGCGUUGCAAACGCCAUGCUCUACCAACUGAGCUACAUCCCUGCCGGCCAUUCCCUCCCCUACCCUGGACGACGCUGGGCCAAUUGUGCGCCGCCCCAUGGGUCUCCCGGUCGCGGCCGGCUACGACAGAGCCUGGAUUCGAACCAGGAUCUCUAGUGGCACAGCUAGCACUGCAAUGCAGUGCCUUAGACCACUGCGCCACUCGAAAGACAAACCCUGCCUUCCUGGCGGGCCUGGAGAGCAAAUCAAGUGCACUAUAGGCCUACCGCUGGCCAAUCGAAUGGCUCAGAUUACUGUGUCUGCAGUAAAGUAGCAGGCAUAAAAUAAAUCUACAGCAAAGUUGAUACUGUGAGAUUUCAAAAAGUUUGAAACCAUGACUACAGAGUGACUGUCAACGAAUACAGCAAAGAGCUGCUGUUUUUAUGAGUGAGUAUCAAAAGAAAAAUGGAGGGAACAUUGCUCCCAACCCAUAGGAAUCCCCAACCCCCAGUUGACUUUUAAAUGGCAGAAGCCCUCAAUGGCAAUGUCCAUGCUAAAAUUAGUUAUAUCCAUCUAGAGCCCUCUUUCUACCUCUAUUGUGUAAAGUGAUGCGGGAGAGAAAAAUAUCAUCCAAAGAUGCACUUCUACGAGUGGUCUGAUGCAUUCGUUAAAUUACGAGCAUUUUUAAGUGCAACGUUAGUAGCGAUUGUUUUGGAAAACCGCUCAGAGAUUUAACGAUGCUAAUCCCGGCCCAGUACAGUUUCUUGGUGGAAGAUGGUAAGGGUAAUAAGUUAUGGCAGAGACUGAUUUUAGAUUAUUUGUGUCCCCUCUGUUCAGAUUCUGAGAAGUCCUCCUCCAGCAGUGAAGAGGACGACCAGGAGAGGGAGGCUGAGGAUGAUGCAGAGGCGCCCAGCUUCGUCAUGGGGAAGAGGUGAAUGCCUGGCACCGGGUCAUGAGACACGCUUCAGGAAGAAAUUGAACGGGGGGGCCAAUAUCUAAUACCUGUUCAGAAAUCAACACAGCCCAGCUUUUAUCAAUGUCAUGGACUCCAUAGACAUUAUCUGAGAGAGAGCCAAGGGAGAUGAGCCUCUGUUAGGGAACUGACAUUCUUCCAAACUCAUGUUUGUAGUUUAGAGCAGUGUUUACCGACCCUGGUCCUCGAGAAUCCCCAAAAGUACACAUUUUCGUUGUAACCCUGGACAAACAAGCCUCAUUCAACUCAUUGAGGGCUUGAUGAUUA
Coregonus sp. 'balchen' is the source of this 8276-nucleotide messenger RNA. Lineage: Eukaryota; Metazoa; Chordata; Actinopteri; Salmoniformes; Salmonidae. The record is from the annotation of a GenBank genome assembly.